AUGGUGGUAAAGCUAUCCCACGAAGUGAAACAAAAUCCAUGGAACCUGAUAAAGUACAAGAUUUAAUAAAAGAACUAUCUAUGCCAAAUGAGCCGAUUGAUAAUAAUGAUAGAGAAAAUAAGAGCAAGGAAUCGAAGCCAAAAACUUUACUCCAAUUAUACUAUAAUGCAAGCCAGGCAGAAAAACGUGUAGCUC
This is a messenger RNA of Dentiscutata erythropus, 195 nucleotides long. NCBI's taxonomy places the organism in Eukaryota, Fungi, Glomeromycota, Glomeromycetes, Diversisporales, Gigasporaceae. The record is from the annotation of a GenBank genome assembly.